Messenger RNA from Trichobilharzia regenti, 2214 nucleotides. The record is from the annotation of a GenBank genome assembly. NCBI's taxonomy places the organism in Eukaryota, Metazoa, Platyhelminthes, Trematoda, Strigeidida, Schistosomatidae.
AGUCAAGUUAUCAACUUUUGUUUUUGUUUAAUAUUUUAAUAAUUUCAUGAAAAUUCCAAGUUGUCAAAUAUAAAUUAAAAAUAUAAUGUAAAAAAGGAAUGACAGUUUUGUGUAAACUUUCUGCAUAUUGGCGAUAAAAAUCAUACAUCAACCGACUAGUAUGGAUAGUGUAACACAGUAGAUUUGAAAAUAUGACAACAGAAAUAAAUCAGGCUACUGAAGAAAGUAAUGAAAUUUCCUAUUCCAAGAAUCCUACAUCCAGUCCUUCUUCUUCUUCAGCUCCUUCAGCAGCAUGUAAUGAAUUCAAAGAAAACGUUGUCCCAUUGGUUAGAUUAUUAAAAACAAGUCAAAUGAAAGCUCGGACCAGUCUGCCUACUUGCAAUAAUAAUUCAUACAGUUUCCCUAAUAAUCAUAAAAUCACUUAUUUUGGUUACUAUAAUUACUGAAUUAGCCAAUUUACCGCUCAAAGUGAGUACAAACGUUUUAGCAGUAGAGAUUUACAGGUUCCUGUACAACGUACUUACAGAGAAUGUAUGCAUUAUGCAUUAGCUGAAUGGAGAUGUGCAUGUCUUACUAUUAUUAUAUUAACAGGUAUCAGCAUAAUAUCAUCAUGCGGUAUUCAACGAAUCAUCACUUUUAUACAUUCAUCUAACUCAUACCCAAAAUAUCAUCAUUCCUAUCAUAAUAGUAAUAAUAAUGCAGAGAAUACCUUGUAUUUUUGUCAGACAAGCUCAUUGUUAAUUAUCAGUGGUUUAAUAUUCUUAAUUUAUUUAAUUUAUUUAAUUGAAUCAUGGCAAUCAAGAAAUUGGAUUCGAACUACAUGGUUAGUUGAUACAAAUAUGGCAUAUAAUUUAGUACAAUAUGCACACAAAUUAAUUCCAUCUAUAUUUUGGCAAAUUAAAUGUUAUCAUUAUGCUCAUAAUACAACAACAGAACAACAUCGUCAAUUUCAAAGUAAUCAAAGAGAAAAAGAACAACAGUGUGUUAUUUCAAAUGAAAUCAAUUCAAAUAAUUCAGAUAAACAUUCAUUUGUUCAAGGUAAUUAUGAUAAUACCUUAAAUAAUUUAAAUAAACAAACUGAUCAGUCUACAAUAGAGUUUGCAAAAACUGAUGAAACAUUUUCUCCAUACUGUGAAUCAGAUAUUCAUCAGAUAAAAUGCAAACGUAUAAUAAGUAUGAAUAAAAUGUGUUCAUUUGAUGUGUCGAAAAUCGACUCUGUCUGGGAUAUGUCUGAUUAUAUUAGUAAAUUAGAAAAUUUCCAAUUGAUUGAGUUAAAUCUGACUACAUUAUUCAGUUUUUCUGAUAAACAAACCUUUUUAGAAUUUCAAAGACAAAAACAGGAUUUCUUUACAACAUAUGAAAAAUUUGAUAUUUACAUGGAAACAGAACAAAUAUGUACUUUUUCGGAUACAGUGAAAUUCCCAGAACAAAUGCUCAUAAUGCACAAAUCAUCAAAGCCACCAAUUUAUUUGAAAGGCAUAACCUAUAUAAUAGCAACGCUUUUAUUAUGCUCAUUCCCAUUACGAAUAUUUAUUUAUGCACACAAAGCUAAAUUACAUUGUAAAAUUCACAAAGUAUUUGGUCCGAAACCAUUAGAUGAAAAUGUAAACAAUUCAUUAAAAUUCAUUCCAUUAACUAAUACAAAUAAAUAUACAUCACCAUAUUUACCAGCUCCAUUCUCUGGACAUAGAAUUCCUUCAUUGUCUGAUUAUAUGACUAGAUGGAAUUAUAGAAAAACAAGACAAUUCAUGGGUCAUACUACUCAAAGUCAGACUAGCAGCACUAACAACUUCAAUUUAAAUAAUGAAGCUGUUGUAUUAUUCAAUAAAUACACGCCUCAGAAUAGUUCACGUUACAGUAGAGAUGGUAAUAAAACACAUAACAAAUUCCAUCCCACUGUAUCAUCUGAAGUGGAAUAUAAUCAAAGAUGUAACUGUAACAGAAUGAGAAAUAUUGACGGUAUUGACGGUGCCAACAAUGAUGAUGAUGAUGAUAUUGACGACCACUUUGAUGACGAUGAUGACGAAUUACUAUCGCUGGAUAUAAGAUUUGAAGAAUAUAUAAGAAAUAAAUGUGCUAACACUGAUAACAAUAAUCCAGGUAGUGACUGUUAUGACUAUGAAUUCGAUUCUGUACUGAAAAAUUCAAACUGUGAAUUGAAAACUGUGUGAUAUUUUACUUCAUUCAUUCAAGUAAAUACUUUUUGUAAAUAAA